AACACCUGCUUUGUGAGUCAGUCACCAUUGAGCUCCAUUGAGUCGUUGCAGUUCUUGUCCGCGAUAUCUUUGUUCUUUCUUUAGUCAUACAGCUAUUUAGGCAGAGCGUUCUCGACGUGACGGACAUGUUUUUCAGGCUACUAAUCGUAACCGAGUUCGCUAUUGACGACCUAAACUCUGACGGUGGACCAAGCUGAAAAUGGAGUGCAAAACAGAAUUACUGUCUCUUCCUGAAGAACUCCUGACUUACAUUCUGAGCUUCCUUCCUUGGCAAGACAUUCUUCGGUGUACAUCCCUUUGCAAGGCCCUUCGCCAAAUAUACAUGUCAUCCUCCGAGCUUCAGUACGUCACUGAACUCGGUAGCCAACAACUGCUUCCUGUUUCCAACGAUCACAUCCCUGUUUCAGAGCGCCUACAACUCCUAAGGAAAAACACCCGCGCAUGGUCCAAAUUUGAUCUCCGUUCUCUCGAGAUAAUCUCUAUACCAGAAACAUUCCAGAUUUUCACAGCAACGUACAUCACCAACGGGCAUGCUUGUUUCUGGAACCCAUUCAUAGAUUCUGUCAGAAUCUUUCCAAUACUACCAAAACCCUCACAACAAACUAUCGAGCGUAAUUUCUCUCCGGGUUCGCUUUGUUUGUUUCCCAACCACAGUAACAUCGAUAUUUUCAUGGACGCAGCCCAAAAUCUACUCGCGAUCGCCUGUGCCGUUAGGGAUGAUAACUACCCGUCUGAUGAGGACUCGUAUAUCGAGCUUCUAACCCUGGAUGGAGGUAGUGUCCACCCCCAAGCUGCUGAACCGAUAUUGUUUAUGUCUAGCUUGUGGCUGCCCAGAAGCCGUGAGAACUUUGAAACACCGUGUUCGAAACUCGAAGGUUUCGGGAGGCAUAUCGCCUUCCUUCGCUUCGAACCAUUGUUUGCUGGUACAGAUUCUUUAUUCGCGUUCAAAUGGUGGUUGGAUAUUUGGGACUGGCAACACUCAACUUCGUCCAAUAGCAUCCUCAGUGGCCCGAUUGUACUCGAUCUGGAUUACGACAGGUCACCCGACUUUUGUUUUCUAGGAAACGACAGAUUUCUAAUUAUUAGCGACGAUCUAAAGCUCUAUUCGAUUGAGGACAUGUCCCAAUCACCGCAGUUGCUAGCGUGCUUCUUGUUGCCUGCAUCAGUGUGGGACCUACAGUGCUUCACUCCGACGAACGAUAUUGCAUGUAACUCGCACCCGAAAAUGCAAGCCCAAUGGAUCUCGGACCCUAAGCAUCGAUUACUCUCCCUUGUCUCACAUUCUUCACAUCUGGUCUUCGUUAUCUCCACGAGGGUUUUCUUCGAUGACUUUAUUGAUUCGGAGGGGAUACUUGGCGUUAGUGGGAAUCGAGCAUUGUAUGCAUUCCCUGCAGCUGGCGCGACAAAAGACGGCCACUCGGUUUCUUCAGGGUACAGGUUACAUCUGAUGGACUUCAGCCCAUCAGCUGUUAGGCGCCACCAGCCCGGCCUAGGAAGGCUGGUUAAUGAGCCAUCUACAAUAGAAAAUUGUCAGUCGGGUGAAUAUUUAACGACAUUCCUGCCCUAUGUCGAAGUUGCGUCAGACAGAACGUUCAGUCAUGGAGAGUUCGUCGAGAUAUGGCUCGAUAAAGACAAAAUUUAUUUGUUCAGAGGGAAUAUAGACCAACUUGGAGUUACUAGAACGAAUCAGCUUGAAGUCAUUGAGAUGUAA
Suillus subalutaceus is the source of this 1711-nucleotide messenger RNA. RefSeq lists its product as uncharacterized. The coding region runs from base 200 to 1711 and encodes 503 amino acids. Gene Ontology annotation, molecular function: protein binding. The record is from RefSeq and is a predicted model, not a curated record. Lineage: Eukaryota; Fungi; Basidiomycota; Agaricomycetes; Boletales; Suillaceae. The transcript is spliced from 6 exons.